Bactrocera dorsalis (oriental fruit fly) is the source of this 3806-nucleotide messenger RNA. RefSeq lists its product as uncharacterized. The record is from RefSeq and is a predicted model, not a curated record. Bases 676 to 1530 code for a protein of 284 amino acids. The transcript is spliced from 2 exons. NCBI's taxonomy places the organism in Eukaryota, Metazoa, Arthropoda, Insecta, Diptera, Tephritidae.
GGGUCAAUACCUUUUGUAAAUAAGUAUGCACGAUAUGUGCUUCGUAUACAUAUAAGUAUGCUUAAAUUACUUUAAUACGGUGCAAACCUGCUUGUUUUGUUGUGCAAAUACAAGGGGUAUUGCUUGAACCGGCUGUAAAUCUGGAAUUUAAAUAUAUGAAUAUAUACUACUUAUAUGUGCAUAUAUGUAGGGGAAGGUGGGGAAUGGUGAUAUUUUUAUCCCUAGUAUAGGUUGACAGCUGCAACCAACUGUCAUCGGCUCGUCUCAUACUAAGCUCAGUUUCUAUAUAGCACUCGAGCUGUGAACACGUGUUAUAACCUCUCUGCGACAACAAAAAGAAAUUCGACACUUCGAAAGUUUUUUUUCAACUCUGUGUACAGUUGAUUUUUUUUCACAUUUUCCAAUAAAUUCAUCCAGGUAAAUAUGUUUAUAAUAUUAGUUGAGCCUUUAGCCUUCGACACACAAAAGAAAUUUUGCACGAAUUUAAAUUGUGUUCAUUAUCCACCGCCAUUUUGCAAAAUAUUAUUACGGGGAAUGUCGGGUUUUUUACAUUUGACAUGCUAACUUCAUAUAUUUGACGUGUAUAAGUGAUUUUUCGUGCAGAAUUUCAACAACACAAUAGUUUUUCAUCAUUUCCUGAUAGUUUCGUGCUCCGAAAAAUUUUUUUUAGUCAUUAUGCCGCGGUACUAUCCCAAACAAGAGAAAAUUGUUGAUUUCGACAACAUUCUGGAGGCGAUCAAGUCGGUGAAAAUACAUCACAACAGCGUUCGACAAUCUGCGACGGCACACAAAAUUCCGAGGACCAACCUGAUGCGUUAUAUUGUAGCAUUUGAUGGUGCGAGCAUCGACGUUACUACUGCUAAUGCCGAUGUAAUGAAGAAUUUGCUGGCUGAAAGCACGACGAUGGGCACAAAAACAAUCUUCAACAUCGAACAAGAGAAGGCGCUGAUAAGCUACAUUCUCCAAGCCAGCGACAUCAACUAUGGGAUUAGUUUGAUGGAGCUUGAUGCAUGGAAAAAGUCCAACAUUGGUGUCACUUUCGAUCUGCAUCAUGUGCCGCUCCUUGUCGAUCAGUGCCUCGAUGUUAUGUUAACGCCGAAAACCAUCAAAUCCGGCUUCCGAACAACUGGCAUCUACCCGGUCAACCCGCAAAUUUUCACUGAAGUUGACUUUGUCGCUUCGGAACUGAGUGGCGAAAAUUUGUUCGGUGACGAAGAGAAAUACGCCGACAAUCAACGUCGAGUUGUUGCCUCUGGUGAUGCCAUUGUGACUGCUGCGAAUGAGGAGGUGUCAACGUCGGAGGCAUCGACAAGUGCCCCAGCUUCAACAAGUGGUGCUGCAUCAUCGUCGUUGUCUCUUGUUUCGGCUCCACAGCUCCGUGAUGCAUUAAAAUCGGUUGGCCCGUUGAAAUUGGGCACACCUGCGCCGAAAUCAAAACGUAGCCGCAAGACAAUGGAGUCAACGAUUUUGACAUCGCCUGAGGUUGUCGCAGAUCUGCGUGACAAGGCCGCAAAAAGCGGCAAAAAUUGACGAAGGCAGCCGAUGAACCAGCAGCCAAGAAGCAAAAAGGCCGUGGCAAAUCGAAGACGCCACGGAAGAGAAGCCCGUCUCCGACCGAAACCGACAUCGAAGAGGACUUCGAUUUUUGCACGAUUUGCAAGAAAAAGAUGCCGAAGCACGAGAAUCGUCAAAACACGGUCCAUUGCAUCGUUUGUGAUCGAGGGGUUCACUUGAAAUGUGCCGGACCGAACCCGAACACUUACACCUGCAUCUACUGCGAGUCGGAAUAAUUUUUUUCGCCAAUUCCUAUUUUUCUUAUUAUUUAUGAAUCUCUCUUUCAUUUCCAUUGAUUGUGGCUUGCCCUAAUGUUUGUUGCCUUGUGCCUUAUCUCACUGCUCUUAGUUUGCUCCUAUUUUCUGGUGUGCCUUAUGUAAGUGCUUUUGUGUAUGUUGUAUUGUUUUUAUUAUCCGCGCCCGGUGGUGUGAUUUAUUUAGUUUCGCGCUCGGUGUUGUUGUUGUUUUUGUUUUCGUUUAGUCUUCCCUUCUUUUUGGCGCGUUUUUGUUUGCUUCACUGUAUAGAUAUAUGUAUACAUAUGUGUUUAUAUAUCCGAACUGGGUUGUACUCCACUAACACUUUAUAAUAUUUCACAACACUCUUUUCUAAUUUUUUUCCAAUUUAAUAGUUUUAAAAUAUGUGUUUUAGUCACCGCACUUUAUUUAAUAAAAAAUUUUUUAUUAUUAUUAUUUACUUUUUUUCCUUUUGUUUUUCUUUUUUAAGGUGCCUUUCUGUAGGGUCGAAGGGCCAUGUUUUAAUAACUGGUGAACUCACCUUUAUUUCCAAACUUCACUUGUUAGUCUAGAAAGGACAACGCACAGAACGGGUUUUCUGGAUUUCAAAUUCACAAUUCUAUUUUUAUUUCUGAACUCACUUUUGUUAUAAAAGAAAUAUCGCGCAGCACAGGUUUUUUUGGAUUUACAGAUUUCGGAAUUCUAUUUUAUUUCAUUUUACAUAUAUUUUUCAAAUGUUAUAAAUUGCUCGAAUACCCCAAUCGAUGAACGAUGAUGUACGUGGGAGGAAAAAAAACGAUGCUGCGAAAGCGUAUGCGCAAGUACGUUGAGUCUUAACGCGUACGGAAGCAAAAAGCGAAGUGUGGCGGCUGGAGUUGUCCGUCCCUUUUUUGUGUAAAACUGUUGUGUUCUGGUUGGUAGUGUGGUGUCAUAUUUGAGUGUAUUGGUGUGAUGUGUAGUGAUAUGGAAGGUGAGUGGUGAGUGUGGUGUGCUGUAAUGAUGAUUUUGUGUGUUGCAAUGUGGUGUGGCUGUGUUUCAUGACAGGGUAGGCCGAGAGUCAUUUAGACAACAGCUGCAACUUUUUUCAACUUCCCCGAAAUAUAUUUUUUUAGUUAAAUGAAGCUUGAAAUAUCACCUUUCCAACACUGUGCAUUGGUAGUACUGGAAAUAUAUGACCGCAACGACAUCUAUUGACACAAUGUACUUUCGGCUACCCAAUAUGACCAGGAUUUUCGAACAUCCGGCUGACUUUGCUCCAUAUGAUUGGUGAUUGUAUGUGAGGUACCUUAAUGAAACCUAGGUAACAUUUUGUAAUAAGAGGCAUGAUAAUAGUUAAUAGAUAAAAUAGGGUCGAUAUUUCCAUAUACUGCGUUUUCCUUUUCUAACAAAGCGUUUGCCUAAUAUGUCGAUCAGUGUAUGAGUUACAUAGAAUAUAUGUAUGUAUACUAUAUAUAAAACUUCUUAGGUUCCGAUCCUCUGGUUGACGUUUUACAUCUUAAGGUAUUUCCUGGCUUUAGUUCUUGCUAGUUGCAAGAAUAUAAAAUGUUCGGUUGCACCCGAACUUGUCCUUUUUUACUUACUUUUUUAUAACUUCCUAAUAAAAUGUAAUUGAAAGAGACUUCAAUUAAUUUCAUUUCUUUUGACAUUCAGCAAUACAUCAGAAAUUAGGAUCGUACGUAGACUUCUGUCGCCUGUUAUCGACCAUCAAUAUAAUGUUAUAAGAUAUCAAAUUUAUUUGUAAGUCAUUCACGAUUUCGUCGAAUAAUGAAUAAAGAAUUAUUUUUUUUUAAUUUUUGAAUAUAAAGUUUUUUCAACACCUGAAAGUAUUUCGGCUCCUUGGUCAUUGCAAAUUGAUAGAUUCUAGCAUCGCUAUUCAAACAAUCGUACUUCUCCUUAAAUUAAUAUGUACACUCGAUAAUUUUUUUAAAUCAUUAAAUAUUCAAAUAUAAUUGAAAUAUUUCAGAUACUUACUAUUUGUUACUUUUAUUAAUAAAAACAUUACCUAGAAAACUUUACUCU